Perognathus longimembris pacificus (Pacific pocket mouse) is the source of this 3091-nucleotide messenger RNA. It is a transcript of the gene Ccdc30, whose product is annotated as coiled-coil domain containing 30. Lineage: Eukaryota; Metazoa; Chordata; Mammalia; Rodentia; Heteromyidae. The record is from RefSeq and is a predicted model, not a curated record.
GUUGUUCGUCCCCCAGAACCUUGAAUCCCAACGAAGCUCGGGAAGUCUGCGGUAACUCCGACGUCGGAGAGCAUCAAGUCAGUUGCCCUUUGCCUUUCAAGAAUUCCUAAUAAAGAAAGCUGAAGAGAUGUCAUAUCAAGAAGGCUUAUCCAAAAUAGCUCUGAGAAGCCCCAGUGAACAGAUUGCACAUGUACUGGUAGAGAGAAGUACAAUCUUGGGGAACUUGGACCUUGUGGACUCCAAGACAGAGUCUCAAAGACUGAGCAGUAACCUGCAGAGAAAUUUUCCCCAGGAGAAAUUUGAAGAAACCCUUCAGCUUCUGCAAGGAGAACAUCAGGAACAUCAAGAACCUGGGCAGCAGUCCAUAAAAAGUCUGAAUGAGACACAUAAUGGAGACCUGGACAAAGAUAAAACAUCACAAACCUGCCCAGGGCAAAAUGUGGAAGAAGUAAUGAAGAGCAUGGGGCUGGCUGAUGAGGAGAUCCGGAGGCUCACAGAUGAACUGCUAGGGAAAGAGAAAGAAGUAAAGAAGUUAGAGUCUGCUCUUGAGAAGACUCAACGAGAAAUUGAGAAACUCAAAGAAAGUCUGAUGAAACUGAAAGAAAGUGAUGCAGCUGACCUACAGAAAGCAAAAGAACACAAUCAGAGAUUGGAUGAAGAAGUUCUGGCUCUAAGAAAUCGUGUUCGGUCACUUGACUCAGAAAAAAAAGUCCUGGAAGAAAUAGUUGAAAGACUUAGAGGUGAGAUGUGUGAAUCUCCAAAGUAUAAGCAACUUAGAAGCCCUGGAAAAACUGUGAGUGGUGAACAGCGAAUGCAGAUAGUGAAAAUGAGCCAAGAAAAUAUUGAAAUAUUUGAGAAUGAUUUGUCAGAAGAGAAUGAGAAGAGAAAGCAGCUGAUAACCAGUUUUAUUUCCAUACAGAAGGCUUUGGAAGUUGAUAGUGAGGAAUUCCAAAAAUUAAAGUCAGAACUGAAAUGCCUUUAUAAGGAAAUCCAGCAUCUUCCCGGGGCAGUAGCUGGCAGAGACAAACUUUUAAUAGCGUAUGACCUGCUACAAAGAGAGAAUUUUGAAUUAGAAACAAAGGUAUUGAAGUUUUCACAAGAAUUGGAACGAUUAAAUCAUUUCACUGUAGGGGGGGAAACUACAACUGUUAAUUUAAUUACAAGUGAAAAUCCCUGUGAAGAUAUGGUGUCUAGUGUACCAAUUUUGGAAAUAGAGAUUCAAAGUCCAAAGGAAGAGAGAAAGGAACACCGUCUUGAAUCAGGAGAAAGUAAGCAGAAGGACAUUGCAGAGGAAUCAGUGAAGGAGGAGGGCAUUUUCCCAAGAGAGGGGCAGAAGGAGGCACAAUCACAGCACAGUACAGACGGGAAAAAUGAAGGACAAGCCAUGGCAAAGCCUGAGGAAGCUGAGAGACUUGGAGGAGAUCUGAGCCUUCAGUCUCAGAGCUGUGGGGACAGUUCAGAUGACAGUGCCAUCCAGUAUCUAUUGUCUGGAGAAAAACUAAAGUGCCAGCAGCAAGAGGAAGUAAAACAACUUCGUCAGAACUUGCACCGGCUUCAAAUUCUUUGCAGCUCAGCUGAAAAAGAGCUUCGAUAUGAGCGAGGAAAGAACUUGGACUUAAAGCAACAUAAUAGCUUACUGCAGGAAGAAAGCAUUAAGAUGAAAAUGGAACUAAAGCAGACCCAGGAGAAAUUACUAGACAGCACAAAGAUGUAUUCUUCACUCACAGCAGAGUGGAAGCAAUGUCAGCAGAAAAUCAAGGAGCUGGAGCUGGACGGACUUAAGCAGGCUCAGAGCAUUAAAUCACAGAGCAAUCUGCAGGAAAAGCUGGCUCAGGAGAAGCUGAAAGUUGCCGAUGCCCAGGAAAGGAUUUUGGAUUUGCAGCAGAAGUUAGAGCAUGCCCAGCAAGCCUAUCUCUCAGACACUUGUAUUUUGAAGAAGAAGGAACUAGAGGAAAAGAUGAAAGAAGCCAUACAAAAUGAAGCCAUGUUGCAGCAGCAAUAUCAGGAAGAACAACAGAGGAGGAUCCUUCUGGAUCAGAAUGUGAAUGAGCUACAAAAACAAGUAAAAACCCUACAGAACAAAGAGAACCAAUUGGAAUUGACCAGUUCUCAGCAACAAGCAACCCUCCUUAAACAACUAGAAGAGACAAAAAGAGAAUAUGAACAAACUAUCAAGAGCAACCUGUUGCUGUCGGAGAGGCUGACUGAGUCACGGCAGGAGAAAGAAGCCCUCUGGGAAGCACUGGGACGAUUUUUUGAGCAGCUUGGUGAGCAUGUAAGAAACAACAAUGAGAAACAAAACCACCACAGAGCCAGGCUUCGAAAGGUGAAGGAUCAUUAUACGCAUGAAGUAGAAAUACGGAAUAAGAAAAUUAAACAACUUGAAGAUGAAACUGGAAAACUGCAGCAAAAGAUUGAAAUGGAAAAGGCAUUCCAGGGCCAGAUCAUGGCCCAGAAUGAUUCUCUGCUUCUAGAAAAAAGGAAGCUCCUGGAACAAGUCACAAAUCAAGAAGAACUGAUCCUCAGCAAUAAAUCCAUAAUCUCUUCAACCCAGAACAAAGCAUUUUUCCUGGAUAAAGAAAAUAAGCAAUUGCAGGAAAAUUGUCUCCGGCUAAUGCAGCAAGUUGGUCUCCUAGAGCGUAUUAUAAGGAACAUCCAGAUUCGUAGGGGAGAGGAAACAACAAUUACUGAUAUCCCUACAUUUGAAGCAUUCAAUAAAAUACUGUCUUUACCAAACUCCAGUUUUGCAGGAGCUGGUUUUAUAGAGUCAGUUGAAAACUUUGAAGUUGAAAAACACAAAUCAGAAGUUGCAAUGGCAAUCCAAAAGUCCCUUGAGUCUCUUUCAUGUUUACAUAAUUCUGAGACCGAAUAUACAAAUGUGGAUUCUCUCAAAGAGACACACUUCAUAGAAGAUGAAGACCAAAAAAUCACUGGUGUCUAAAGCUAUCCUAAGCAAACCUGAUAACUGAAAUAAAUAUUGGAGGUAAAAGUGGAAUAUGACAUUGAGAAGAGAUUCAGUAAAUCCACAGUGGACAUCAACUUAAGAGUCUGAAAUUGCUGAUGAAUUCAUUAAACACUUUCUAAAAGCAUA